Mobula hypostoma (lesser devil ray) is the source of this 4095-nucleotide messenger RNA. RefSeq names its product peroxisome proliferator-activated receptor delta-like. Gene Ontology annotation, cellular component: nucleus. The record is from RefSeq and is a predicted model, not a curated record. NCBI's taxonomy places the organism in Eukaryota, Metazoa, Chordata, Chondrichthyes, Myliobatiformes, Myliobatidae. The transcript has 7 exons. Gene Ontology annotation, biological process: positive regulation of transcription by RNA polymerase II; negative regulation of transcription by RNA polymerase II; positive regulation of fatty acid metabolic process. Bases 349 to 1605 code for a protein of 418 amino acids. Gene Ontology annotation, molecular function: RNA polymerase II cis-regulatory region sequence-specific DNA binding; zinc ion binding; DNA-binding transcription repressor activity, RNA polymerase II-specific.
UUUUAAACAGGAAGAAUGAUUGAAAGCCUCAGGACAGCCGGGCUGAGGCUGUGGAACAAGCGGAUGUGCGGCCGGAAGUCACUCCGCUGCUUUGGGCUGAUUGGCUGAGGCGGAGGCAGCGGCGCGGCUGGUUGGUGGGUUGCGCUGUCACUCGGGGCUGUGGCGUGUGUUCCGAACAGCAGGUUAAUGAAUGCUUUGUAUCCGGGCUGUGGUCACUUUGCGUUUGUCCCAGCAAUGUACACGUCAAGGAUGUGAUGACUCAAGACCCAAUUAUAAAGAAGAGGGUAGUAGGUCAUGGAAAAGCCAUAGGAUGUGUCAUCAGAUUUUGAGGAAGAGGGGAAUGAUGGGAUGGAUUCGAAGAGCACAGAAUAUGAAACUCUGGGACCAGAUACUGAAAUAGCUUCCAAUUUUCAAACAGAUGUAAUGGAAGCUGCAAGUCCACCAGUUAUACAAUCCAAAGUUAGCAAUGAGGAGGCCACCACUUCUGGUGUGAAUGUUGAGUGCCGAAUAUGUGGUGAUAAGGCUUCAGGCUUCCAUUAUGGAGUACAUGCCUGUGAAGGUUGUAAGGGUUUCUUCCGAAGAACGAUUCGCAUGAAGCUGGAAUAUGAGAAAUGUGAUCGCAACUGUAAGAUUCAGAAAAAGAACAGGAAUAAGUGCCAGUAUUGUCGCUUCCAGAAGUGCCUGGCAUUAGGGAUGUCACACAAUGCCAUUCGUUUUGGCCGAAUGCCUGAAGCAGAGAAGAAAAAGCUAGUUGCGGGACUUCUAGCUGGUGAAGCAGCAGUUCAAAAUCCACAGAUAGCUGACUUAAAGUCACUGGCAAAGCAUGUUUAUAAUGCAUAUCUAAAGAACUUCAAUAUGACUAAGAAAAAAGCACGAGAUAUCCUAAGUGGAAAGGCUACCAAAGACCCUCCUUUUGUUAUUCAUGAUAUGGAAACUCUUUGGCAGGCUGAAAAAAAUUUAGUUUGGAAGCAAUCAGUAAAUGGAAUUCCGAACAAAGAAAUUGCAGUUCACGUCUUCCACCGUUGCCAGUGUACAACUGUUGAAACAGUAAGAGAACUGACUGAAUUUGCCAAGUGCAUCCCUGAAUUUUUAAACCUUUACCUAAAUGACCAGGUGACAUUACUAAAAUAUGGUGUUCAUGAAGCCAUUUUUGCCAUGUUGGCAUCGAUUAUGAAUAAAGAUGGUCUUCUUGUGGCUAAUGGAAAUGGAUUUGUUACUCGGGAAUUCCUGAGGAGCCUGCGCAAGCCAUUUAGUGAAAUUAUGGAACCCAAAUUUGAGUUCGCAGUGAAGUUCAAUGCCUUGGAACUGGAUGAUAGUGACUUGGCUCUGUUUGUAGCCACCAUUAUAUUAUGUGGAGACCGUCCUGGGUUAAUGAGUGUGAAGCAGAUUGAAGAAAUGCAGGACAGCAUUCUCCAAGCAUUGAGCCUACACUUGCAAGCCAACCAUCCAGACUCUCAAUACCUCUUUCCAAAGCUCCUCCAGAAAAUGGCUGACCUGCGCCAGCUGGUCACUGAGCACGCACAGCUUGUUCAGAAGAUUAAGAAAACUGAAGCAGACACUUCAUUGCAUCCGCUGCUACAAGAGAUAUACAAGGACAUGUAUUGACAAACAUUGCACAUUCUAUAUUCAGCUUAAUAUAGUGCUCCCAGACACCCCAUUCCCACAACUAACCUUCAUGACGCCAAUUGAUUCUUAUCAAAGGUCUUCUUGAGAUACAUAAUAGAUCUGUAACUAGGUACUCCUCAUUUGUUCUUCAGUUGGAUGGUUGCAGCUGAUUCAUUUGAAAUCAGCUGAACAGACUUUGUGAUUACAGCUGAAGAAUUAUGAAAAUCUGUAUAUUUACAACACUACUGACAUACUGCAAUAAAUAUGAUGUGUUGUAAUUUGAACUUGGUUACAGUAUUAAUACCUCUGCUUAGUAGACACAACUAUUGUCAAAAGCAAAUUUUAUAGAACUAUCCAAUGGUACUGUGCUUGCUGAGCCUAACAGCAUAAUCUGUUUGGUCAGUCUUAAUUUUUAUAUAAUUAGAGGGUAUGGAAAUUAUUAUAAAAUUGCUACAAUAAGUGUAGCUUAUAUUGUAUAACAGUCUAUUGUAGAGAAUGACUUGCUCCAAGAAGUGCUUGGGUAAGAAUGUGCAUACAUUUAUAGAGCUAGACAUAGACUUGUAGCAUUUGUUGGGAGGGGGAGGGGAGAGACAAAAAAUUUCAAGAAGACUUUGUGUGCAGCACUUUGAAUUUUCUCAGAAAUGUGAUGAGGUGCUUAGAUAAAUGUAAUUCAUUCUUUAGUGAGGAAGAAUUUCAUUUAAAUUGACAAGUCACUUUAUUCAAAUUUCUGUAUGACAGCCAUACACACUGACCAAAUUCAAUUGAGGGCAAGUUUGUAAAUUCUUUGAUUGGGGAAAAACUGACCCCUUAUUGAACUUGGCUCCCAGUCUGUAUUUACAUACAUUCUAUCUAAUAUGCUUAUAAUUUUUUUUUAAUGAGCAUUCCUUCCUCACUGUGGUUAAAGUGCAAGAUAUUUACAUAUUUUAAUAAAGCUCCCUAUUUAUAUAAUGAAGACUCUUCUAGGGAAAUAAUAUAGCCGUAAGCUUUUUAAGUGGAAAAAUAGCUUACAUGAAAACAAUGAAUUUAUAAAUUAGUUAUGAAAUAUUUGGUUAAAAUUGUUCUACAUUAAUUGACAAAUUUAUAUUUGGCCUUUUCAUUAAAAUUACUAGUUUGGAAAAUUGACAUGUUCUGUUAGUGCUGUUUAGUGUUCUGUUGUGUGGUUCAUUAGCACAAGGAUACAUCAGUAUUCUCUAUUGCAUUGUAUGUUGAAGCAAUCUUUGAAAUCUUGUAAUAUUUUUGGAAUGUGUGGAAUUCUAAUGGACCUGAAAAUACUGCAGUUUGCUCCAUAAAUGAUUUUAAUGAGGACUGCUUCAAUAAGCUAGUAAAGCAAGACUUAAGGCAGAUCUCCCAAUUUCUUGACUGGUUGACAGACUGUCUUAAGCUACAACACUGGAAUCUUAUACAUCAAUUAAAAAAUGAAUUAGUUCACUGAUGGAUAAUACUAAGAAUUUAAACCUAUGAAUAUUUGAAAUGCAAAACAUUUAAGUUCUAGUUGUCCCUCAAAGUUAGUGUGAUUUUUCAGAUCCUAUUGGAUCUGAUUCAUUCCCAACAUUUUCUGAUUUGAUUAAUGUAUCCAGCUUUCAAGCUGAUGUUUGCUGUUGCAUGAUGCCACAGAAAUUGACACCCUUAAACUUGUUCCAAAGUAGAGCCCAUACUAAAUUUAAAUUCAGUGUAAAUUUGACAGUGGGAAUCAUAAAUAGCCUAAAUAUCAGCCAGCGUAAUGUGGUUUAAGCCAUAAAUGGACAUUUUUCCAUAAAGCCACAAUAAAUUCCAGUGUUAAUAUUUACCAUGUUUGUAUUUUGUUCUGUUGUUUAUUUAAUCGCUACAGCUUUAAUAUAAUUUUAUGGCUGGGUCUGCUGACUAGAAUUCAAAAGGAUUUCUGAAGUCUGUGUUAUCUUCCAAGUUGAGGAUGCCCUCUGGAGUUGGCAUGGUUUUGCAGUAUUGUGUGGGUAAGAGCCAAUUAUUUGUUCAAUUCAAUAUGGUGCAGAGCAUAGUGAAGACAGAGAAGUGCUAAUUCAGGAUUUUAACAUUGGGAAGAAGAACAGUGAUUGAGGAGCUUGUAAUAAUGACUCAUGAUUAAAUCAUGCCGUCUGAAUCCAUUUAAGUUUUGUCUCUUUCAAGUGACUAAAAUCUUGCAUUUUUUCUUCUGUUUUUUUUUUAAAUUCCAUUUUGCUCUCAAUUCCACAUCAGUUUGUUUGAUUUCUUCCUUUAGAAUUAUUCUGCCAGAGAUGUUCACUCUGGGUUAUGUUACCAUGACAAAAACACUGAUGCUGGGAUGCAUCCUAAAAGUUGGGAAGGCUUGAAUGUAGAAGAUAUUGAAGCUGAAGGAUUUUCUAUCAUUACUCAGCAGAGGUGUUAGAUCAGAAGUGGAAAAUAUAGCUUGUUAAUCCCAUCAGCCCCAUUAAACUUAGUUGCCAAAUGACUUAACUUGAGAAUCGUAAAUUGUGCACUUCAGAUUGGAUCUGGUGUGUGUGUGUGUGUGUGUAUUGU